Phyllopteryx taeniolatus (common seadragon) is the source of this 3778-nucleotide messenger RNA. It is a transcript of the gene dipk1b, whose product is annotated as divergent protein kinase domain 1B. The transcript has 5 exons. NCBI's taxonomy places the organism in Eukaryota, Metazoa, Chordata, Actinopteri, Syngnathiformes, Syngnathidae. Bases 426 to 1703 code for a protein of 425 amino acids. The record is from RefSeq and is a predicted model, not a curated record.
GGGGGCGGAGCAACUCAUCCGGGGGAGGAAGGAGACGGCACCGGUAUGAUUUCUUUAAAAAUCGUCUUUAAAAUGUCCCGUCCCUUACCGUCCCUUACCGUCCCCCCCACCGUAUAAUCCGUUUUGAUAACUGCAGGGAUUGUUUUAUUUUAUUUUUUACACGUGACCCAGAGGUGCGUAAGGAGUGACGUCACUGCUUCUUCUCGAAACGUGUUGGGCUCAAGGUUAUUACGUUGCGGCGUGGACAAGAUGCAGCACGGCUCGGUAGACAUGCGCCGCCCCCGCUGCGGCGUCGAGACUGCGUCCGGACAGAGGACGUGAUCGUCGGAUCGAGAGGAAGGAGAAGAGGCGGGCGGGCAGCGUUGCGGGCGGCUGGAGGCGGUGGCGGUGGGGACGGAGCGGGGUGACUUGUGUUCUCCGCCACCAUGGCCAGAGCUCUGCGCAGGCUCAUUCAUCUGGUUCUCUUCUGCCCUCUGUCCAAAGGCCUGCAGGUGAAGUACCUCCUCCUGGCGUGGUUGGGCGUCCUGGUGGCCAGUUGGGUGCUCUACAUGCAAUAUGCUUCCUACUCGGAGCUAUGCCGCGGACACGUUUGUCAGGCCACCAUUUGCGACCACUACAACAGAGGCGUCAUCUCUGGGUCAUCCUGCAAGGCUUUGUGUGAGCAGAAAACGCUGACGCUGCGCCACUGCAUGUCCACCUCCUCACAACAUCAGGUGUACGCCGGCCAUUGGAAGGAGAGGCCGGUGGUGAUCAAGUGCAGCAUCGAGGAUGGUGCCAAUGCCGACGGUGACCCGGAUUUGGCAAACCGCCGGAAGAGCAGCCUGUUCGACAAACCCACACGCGGAACCUCCGUGGACGAGUUUAAGGAGAUGUUGCACCACUUCCUUAAGGCUAAUUUCGGGGAGCAGCAGUCCUUGAGCGUGCUGGUGGACAGAAUCAUUUCACUGGCGGAUGUCAACCAAGACGGCAAACUGUCCCUGGCAGAGGCCAAGUCCAUCUGGGCCCUGUUGCGAGUCAACGAGUUCCUCCUAAUGGUGGCGCUGCAGGAGAAGGAGCAUACCACCAAGAUACUGGGCUUCUGCGGGGACCUGUAUGUGACCGAGCCGCUGGGCCACACCUCGCUCUACAGGCUGGAGGUGCCGCCUUACCUGCAGCCUCUGGUGCCUGGGGCCCUGGUGUCCGGGUUGAACCACUGGCUGGCCCCAGCCUGGCCCCGCCGGGCCCGCAUCACCAUCGGCCUGCUUGAGUUUGUGGAGGAGGUCUUCCACGGGCCCUACGGCAGCUUCCUGAUAUGUGACGCCAGCCCGCGCCACGUGGGCUACAAUUCCAAGUACGACUGCAAGAUGGCCGACUUGCGUGCUGUCGCCUCAGAGGCCGCAGUGCGGGCGCACCUGAAGGGGCGACGCUGCGAGACCAACGUCGACUGCACGUACGGCCGCGACUGCACGGGCACCUGCGACCGGCUGGCCAAGCGUUGCAACGCUGACGUGGUGCAGCCCAACCUAGCCAAGGUGUGCGCCCUGCUCCAGGACUUCCUGCUCUUCGGGGCGCCGCCCGAACUGCGCGGCGACCUGGAGCGCCAGCUGCGCACGUGUGUCACCCUCAGCGGGCUGGCAAGUCAGAUGGAGGUGCACCACUCGCUGGUCCUCAACAACCUCAAGACCCUGUUGUGGAAGAAGAUCUCCAACACGCAGUACUCUUGAGGGACUCGGGGAACUCAUACCAUACCGAAUCAGCUUGCAAAAAAUGGCCGAACGUGGAAGCUCAUCUAACCAGGCACACCCGCGAUUGCGUCUCCAAAAUGGGAAAAAGAGUGGCGGAAUUCCUUUUUGCAUUCAGGUAGAAUGAAAAUUAUGGGACAGACGCAAUUACGCAAUACAUUUGGCAUGCGCAAAGUAAUUUAUAAAACCUGAGACCAAUUGCGCUGGCUGCUUUUGCUUACUAGCGUGUCUGCUUAACGAUGACUGCGGUCAUCGUGGCAAGGAGAUGGUGGUGUAGGUAAAAUGAGAGGCUUGUGUUUUUGAAAUGCAAUUUUGGAGCUUCUGCUUCCAGUUCUCCCUUCAUUGAGUCAAUUCAGCGGACGGUGAAACUUGGUCCUGUCGUCUCCUGGAGCAAUUUUUUUAUUUUUAUUUUUUGUCAGAUGUGCUGUCCCAAGUUUUGAGAGCAAUGUUACGCAGGAUGAGCACAUACAUGCAGUUGCUACACUCUUAAUGAGUUGAAUCAAACAAAACGUGGUUGCUGAAGUGUUAAUAUAUUUCUUUUCUGUAACCUAGUAAUAUGCUUGUCUCAUCCACUAACACUUCCAAUUCCAACUUCAUUUUGCGCUUGCAUUGCACUCCCAAAAUGUCCACGGUGAAAACCAUCAGCGCUACACUACAGUGCAAACUCCUCAUUUAAAUAUGGAAGUCUCCACCACCUUUGCACCUGUUGCCGAUUGCUUCGCAUUGUUAGCAGAUCACGUGCAACACGCCCACAAUGUGCAAUCAGUUAGCGCGAACAAACAUUUUAGCAUCCGCUAUUUGGGAUCUUAGUACAUCAUUCCCUUCGGACUUGAGGAUACUAGUGUUACGAUAUGUGUAGUCAAGUAAGUACAAAGACUGACGAAACCUGUAAAUAUUCAAAAUGUUCAACGGGAAAGUGCUGUAAAAUGGAUCUUGCUCACCGUCCCAAUUAAAGUUUUGCACAGUGGAACGUCUAAAACUGUUUGUGCCAAGGCACAUAUUUUACAUUUAAAAACAAAACAAAAACCUCACAACACCCCAACAAAAAUGUCAUAAAAAUUACUGAAUACUGAAAUAAUGAUCUCAUCUCAAUUUACAAAUGUACUGUGAAAUCUGUUUACUUGAAUAGCUUUAUACGUGUGUAUGAAUGGCAGCAUGAGUGUACACAGGUUAAUUGUACUUGCUGCCAUCUAGUGCAAGAGCGUUUAAUCGUUCUGUCUUUCAUUAUACGUCACUGGCAUAGGUAGAUGAUCAAAGACAUUGUAGUAAGAAAAAUGAUAAUGAAAGUAAAACGGGGCAAAAAAACCUGAAAAUUGAAGCCGGAGCACCCGGAGAAAACCCACGCCGGCACGGGGAGAACACGCAAACUCCAUUUCAACCCAAGUUCUCUGAAUUGUGAGGUAGAUGUGCGAACCAGUCACCCAUCGUGCCGCUAAAAUAUUUGUAAUUUUAUUCAUUGUUAUAUCAACAUAGAUUCCCCUGUAGUUACAGUUGAUCGACAAUGAACAUAAGCAAUGCGAUGCGCUAGUUGCGUUGCCGCAAAUGUGUUUUACUGUUUUUUUGUGUUAGUAUUAACAGUGGUUAACUUAUUUUUUUUCCACUUGAGUGAUCAUGCAAAACAUAAACAAAUGUUUCAGUUUUAUUAACAACCAUGGCUAACUUAUUUUUACACAUUUGUGACAAGUACUAAACAAAUGACAGAUUUGUGAGUUACAAAUACGUUUCUUUAUUUUGCUGUUUUAAUGCUGACUGGUUUACUUAUUUUUACACUCGGGAGACAAUAAAGAAUGUAAAAAAGUGAUUUUGAACUUUGCCUAUGCAGAUAGAUGUUCAAGGAUAGAAACAAUUUGACCUACGACAGAUUUUUUUAUUUUUUUUUUCAUGAUUUCCGGUGGGGAAAAAGUUUCAAAUCGGAACAAGUGGAGCAAGCAGUGUAUGGACGUUUUAGAGGUUCCCCUGUUUAUAAAAAAAAAAAAAAAAAAAAAAAAAAAAGACGAAAGAAAAAGGGAACCGAGUUGUAGACAAUCAACUGUGAUUAAAAACUUGACUGGACACUU